Setaria italica (foxtail millet) is the source of this 5830-nucleotide messenger RNA. RefSeq names its product putative disease resistance protein RGA3. The transcript has 5 exons. The coding region runs from base 110 to 4258 and encodes 1382 amino acids. The record is from RefSeq and is a predicted model, not a curated record. NCBI's taxonomy places the organism in Eukaryota, Viridiplantae, Streptophyta, Magnoliopsida, Poales, Poaceae. Gene Ontology annotation, molecular function: ADP binding. Gene Ontology annotation, biological process: defense response to other organism.
CACAUCCUCCCAGCCACACAUCCUCCCAGCUGCACUGCACGGCACACCACACUUGCAGCCUUCCACAACCCUCCUCGGUUUCAUUCCCAUUUCUCCCAGCGUGGAGAAGAUGGAGACUGCUCUUGGCGCAGCGAAUUGGCUCCUCAGCAAGGUGCUCAACAAGCUCUCCGAUGACCUGGUGGCUGGGUAUGUGGCCAGCCAUGAGCUCGGCCUCAACUUCGACAAGAUCAAGACCGAGCUCAAGUACACCCUCGGGCUGCUGCAUGGUGCCCAAGGGAGGGACUUCAGCCACAACCCCGGCCUGCAGGGCUUGCUGGAGGACCUGAGCAAGAAGGCCGAUGAGGCAGAGGACGCUCUGGACGAGCUCCACUACUUCAUGAUCCAGGACGAGCUCGACGGCACCCGGGAGGCCACUCCGGAUCUUGGGGAUGGCCUCGGUGCUCAAGCUCUGCACGCCCGCCAUGCUGCGCGCAACACUGCUGGUAACUGGCUCUCAUGCUUCUCUGUUUGUUGCCGUUCACAAGAUGAUGCUGCUGCUGCUGCUGCUGCUGGUACUGGGAACACAAGCAAGGCCGUCGAUUCAUUUAACCAUAUCGACAGUGGGUAUGCUGACAAGUUGAUAUUCGACCGAGUGGCCAUGUCAAACAAAAUCAAGCAGCUGAUAGAGGACAUUCACUCACUAUGUCCUCCUAUCUCUAAAUUGCUCGAGAUAAACAAUAGCAGUAAAAUUCCUCCAAAAAGCAUGGAACGACCUGCCAUCGGGUCGACAAUUAGACAAGAGGAGUUUUAUGGAAGGAGCACAAUUUUUAAGCAAACCGUAGAUCGUAUGACAAGUGGCACUUGUUCUGAUGAGACCCUGUCCGUCCUUCCUAUAGUUGGUCCCGGUGGUAUUGGUAAGACAACUUUCACCCAGCACCUUUACAAUGACCAAAGGACUGAAGAACACUUCGCUGUUAGGGUCUGGGUAUGUGUGUCGACUAACUUUGAUGUGCUUAAGCUCACCAAAGAGAUACGUAGCUGCAUACCUGCGGGUGAAAAUGAAGGUGAAACAGACAAUUUAGAUCAGCUUCAGAAAUCCAUUGCAAAGAGACUGAAAUCAAAAAGGUUCUUAAUUGUCUUAGAUGAUAUAUGGCACAGCAGUGAGGACAGGUGGGUAAAUUUCUUAGCUUCUUUCACAAUGAGGGAAGCUGAAAAAGGCAGCAUGGUCAUUGUGACAACUCGAUUUCCAUAUAUAGCACAAAUGGUGAAGACAACUACUCCAGUAAACCUGGAAGGUUUGGAGCCUGCUGAGUUCUGGGUGUUCUUUCAAGCAUGUGUAUUUGGUGAAGUCAUAGCUGAGCAUGAUAAUAAGGAAGAACUAAUUGACAUUGCAAGACAAAUAGCAAAUAAAUUGAAGUGCUCCCCACUGGCAGCCAAAACGGUUGGUCGUUUAUUGAAGAAGAGAUUCUCUCGGGAACAUUGGAUGGGAAUUCUUCAAAAGAAAGAGUGGCUAAACCAGACCCACAAUGAUGAUAUUAUGCCAGCCUUGAAAAUUAGCUAUGACUACCUUCCCUUCCAUCUACAAAAAUGCUUUUCAUAUUGUGGCCUUUUUCCUGAGGAUUAUAAGUUUGAUAGCUUAGAGAUUAGCCGUUUUUGGAUUUCGAUAGGCAUCAUCGAUUCCUGCAGUCAGAAUGAUAAAAUUGAGGACAUAGGUUCAAAGUAUUUGGAUGAACUGUUAGAUAAUGGUUUUCUGAUGAAAGGAGAUCAAAAUUAUUAUGUAAUGCAUGAUUUGAUGCAUGAGCUUGCACAGGUUGUUUCAUCAAAAGAAUGUGCCUAUAUCAGUUGUUCUAGUUUUAGAGCUGAUGAUGUCCAACCAUCUAUUCGCCACCUAUCCAUCUUGAUGUCCGAUGACUAUAAUGAAACUUUUGGUGAAGAAAUGGAUAAAUUGAGGAGAAGGGUAGACAUUGGAAAUUUACGGAGUUUGAUGAUUUCUGGAGAAUAUGAAAGGGCAAGCUUGGUGAAUAUUUUGAAAGAAACAUUUAAGGAGAUAAAGGGCCUCCGUGUUCUGUUUAUAUUCAUGAACUCCGCAAAUUCUUUGCCACCCAGCUUUUCAAAGCUUAUCCACCUUCGGCACCUAAAACUUAUGUCAGAUUAUUCUAACUCAAAACUGUGCUGUCCUAGAAUAGUAUCUAGGUUUUAUCACUUGAAAUUUUUGGACCUUCAGGACUGGGGUCGAAUGUGUGAUUUGCCUAAAGACAUAAGCCGCCUUGUGAAUUUAUGCCAUUUUGGUGCUUGGGAAGAAUUCCAUACCAAUAUUCCUGAGGUUGGAAAAAUGAGGCUUCUACGAGAGUUGAAAGGAUUUCAUGUUAAGAAAGAGAGUGCUGGAUUUGAACUACGAGAGUUGGGCCAGCUGGCGCAGCUAGGAGGAAAACUCAGUAUACGUGGGCUUGAAAAUGUGAGAUCCAGCAAAGAAGCUGCUGAAGCAAGAUUGAUGGCAAAAAGAGAUCUAAUUAAGCUGGAAUUAUUUUGGAGUAGAGAGCACCAGUCGAAGGUCGAUGAUAUUCUUGAUGAUCUCCAACCACACUCUAAUCUUAGAGAUCAUCGCAUUGUUAAUCAUGGUGGUCCCGCAGGUCCUAGUUGGCUAUGUGGCAACAUCCGCAUGAAAAACUUGGAGACCCUCCAUCUAGAAGGUGUAUCCUGGUCCACUCUUCCACCUUUUGGGCAGCUAUAUCAUCUAAGAAAACUCAAGCUGAAAAAUAUUGUUGGGAUAUGCCAGUUUGGACCUGACUUCAGUGGUGGCAUUACAGAGAAAAGUUUCACGCACCUGAAGGAGGUUCAGCUUCAUGAUAUGCCAGAACUUGUGGAGUGGAUUGGGGGAGGUAACACACAUUUGUUCUCAAGGCUUGAAAGAAUCAAGUGCUCUUAUUGUCCAAAGCUCACUGCCCUACCGUUCUCAAGGUGCUCUAGUUCUUCUACACAGGACAACACCAUAUGGUUCCCUAAUCUAUGUUAUCUUUCCACUGAUGAAUGCCCGAAGUUGUCCCUGCCUCCCCUUCCUCACAGUCGCAUGCUAUCAAGUAUCCGAACGGACAGCUUGUUCUAUGAAGAGAGAGUUUUGUCCAUUAAGAUGCCCGGUGAAUUUGCCUUCCACAAUCUUGGUGAAGUAGAACAUUUGAUGACUUGUGAUGCAUCACUCAUCUCAUUUACUGACCUUCAAAAGCUACAUCCCCUAAGAAGUAUUCAGGUUAGGAGCUGCGAGGACACAUUUCUUAGAGGACUGGAUGAUGACAUUGUGCUCUAUUCAGUCCAAUCUCUGCACCUCUCGGAUUUUAUUGUUACCAGGAAAUCGUUAUCAAAUUUGUUCAAAUGUUUCCCAGCUCUUUCUGAUUUGUCUGUGGGUGCAUCAAGUGAGCAUCACGAUGAGGUUGUGGUAUUGCAGGUUCCACCCUCCAGCUCCCUGAGAAAAAUCUGGUUGUAUGGGUGUAAAAAUCUGAUUCUACCUAUGGAAGAUGGAGGUGGAUUCCAGAGCCUCUUGUCGCUCAAAUCAGUUUGCAUAUGCGAUUGCAACAUGCUAUGGUCCCGGUGGUCCACAGGAGAAGCAGCUCAAGGCAUCAGUCCUUUCUCUCCUCAGGUCGAGGAACUCUAUCUUUGUGAUGAGCCGAGCACUCUGUCUAUGGCUCUGUUCUCAAAUCUGACAUCUCUUACCAAACUAAAACUAAGAGAUUGUAAGAAUUUCACAAUGGAUGGUUUCAAUCCUCGCAUCACAUCAACCCUCGAGAGUCUGGAGGUUUUUAAUUCGAGAGAUGAUGAAACUGAUCCUUAUUCUAUAGCAGCGGAUCUACUCGCAGAGGUGGUAAGGACCAAAACAAUGCCCGCAGGUUCCUUCCAACUGGUGACACUUGUGGUGGACAGCAUCUCUGCAGUGCUUGUUGCUCCCAUCUGCACCCGCAUCUCCGCUACCCUCCGGGAAUUAGGCUUCCUUAAUGAUUGGCGGGUGGAGAGCUUCACGGAAGAGCAGGAGCAGGCCCUUCAGCUCCUCACAUCCCUGCAACGGCUGCAGUUUGAUGGCUGCAGGGUGCUGCUGUCCAUCCCUCGAGGGCUGCAUUGCCUUUCUUCUCUCGAGACUUUACGUAUACGUGAAUCUCCUAGAAUCAGAUCGCUGCCCAAGAAGGGCCUCCCUGAUUCACUGAAAGAGUUUUACGUAUUUGAUUGCUCCGACGAGCUUUAUGAGGAAUGCCGGAAAUUAAGAGGAACAAGGCCAGAUAUAAAUACUAUGUAAUAAGAAAGAUUGACGAGCAACUACUGUGGUCCGUCCAGACCACCAAAGCUGACUUUCUGCUUCUGCAAGCGAGUCAAACAUUCAGUUAUGCAAUCCCUCCCUCACGGAUUGCCUCAUCUUUCUGCCUCUUGAAGAAAUAAAUGUCACUAGCUCUCCUAAAUUCAUGUCGUUGCCAAGGAAGAGCCUGCCCGAUUCACUACACUGGCUAAUCAAAGCUAGUUGUUGCUACGAAGUUUAUGGAGCAUGCCAAAAAUGAAAAAUGAAGGGAAACAAAGCCAAAUAUAAUUGUACUUGCCCGGCUACAUACUGAUGACCAGUCGUUCAACUAUGGCUCUUUUCUGCAGCAAAUCAUUGUGCUUCUGAUUUAUGAUCCUUCAUGGUUCCUUCAGUAUGGAGGAACGAUAAAUAUCCUUCGGUUUUCUUAAAGCAGCUGCUGGUAAUUUUGAAGAUCAGUCCCAUGGAUCUGCAUCCUGAAAUAAGCAGUCAGAUUGUCUUCUUAAUGGAAAUACUAUUGCAACACCGAAUUUGAAGCAAACCUGUGAAAGGAAUGUGUGACACAAGGAUCUUUAUGCUUAAAAGGAGCUGCCCUGUGCAGAAGGAAGCUCGUCGCCUAUCGCUCGCAAGAGUUCUGGAUCAUCCGGUCAGUUGAUGAACAGUUGCCAUCGCCAGAUUCCUCCAUGCUAUGAUCAAGAUCUUGAAUAUAUGCGCCUGCCUGCCUGCCAGUCCCUCCCGUUCAAACUUCAAACAACCACUGCCGUUUGCCUGAAACAAACUCAACUCAUGAGUCACGACCCGUUUCAGGCAUUGCAAGAGCUCUGAUCUACAUAAGGAAUUUGGGAUCAGAAUAUAAUGCUCCGAACAUUCUGAACUCCGAAGCUUAACAACGGUAUCCUGCUGGCCUGCUCCUAUGAAGCUUAGAAUGGUACGCAGUGGUGGUCAGCAAUGAACAAUGGUCGCCUUCAAAAGACCCAACUUCUCCACCAAGUGAAAGCGGAACCGAAGCAUGAGCCAAAUCCAACAACGGGGAAGAGAAACAACUCCAUAUGCUGAUUGACGCUCUGACCACCAAGCUAAUACCGCAUCAAAACCAUCCACACUUCCACUAAGAUAGGCAGCAGGGAUAAGUAAGAUACCAACAGCUGUUGAAGAAUCUGAGUUGGGCAACCGCAAUACCCGCACGAAGUGCACCAUCACUCAAGAAGCCUCCAAAACAACGCCUCCACCGAGGAAAUGACGAUAGUCGCCACCGCCGCUGCCAACCGGGAUAAAGUUUUCACCUGGAGAUCUAGUGAUGGGGUGGGAUCAGGAUAUUUGGGUGGCGCCUCCAAGAAGAAAAUGUAAUUGCAGAGAUAUUAUACUCUCGGUUAAAGCGGUUCCAGAAUUUGAUGUAAUCCUUUUUCUCAAGAAUACGUAGGAAAGCUGCGUAUCUUUGUAUUAAGAAGAUGAAAAUAAGUACAUUGUACAAUGUGGGCCUACUGGUCACACGCACGCGGGUUCACAAACGCUUGGAACUCAUACGGAUAAACUAAAACAACCAGUGGAAAGGAGCACAGACGGAUAGACAUAGAACUA